AUGGAGGGCCGGGACGCCGAGCCGCAGCGCGCUGCUGGAGGGCUUGGCCUGCUGCAGUCGACCGUGUCGGCCGUGGUGUCCCUUCCGCACACCCUCGCGAGCCGGGUCGUGUCGGGGCGGAUGACGAUGGGCGAGGGCGCUUGGGACGAGGUGCGCGAGGCGGAGCACGCCGCAGUGCUCGCGUCCGCGCGCGAACAGACGGAGGACGUCCAGGUGAUCGCGGACACGGGCUGCGUGCGGCUGCCCACGCGCCUCGUCGACCGCGACGGCGACCCGGUCGUCGUCGUCCUCGGCGCCGACAUCCGCCCGCUCGCCGCGCCGCCCGCGCACCUGCGCAUGUUUGCCGCGCUGCAUGCGGAGGCGCAGGGGCUCGCGAAGGACGGCGCGCGGUACUCCGUGCUGUACGUGCACACCGGCGCGUCGCUGCGGAGCAACAGCCCGGGCCUCGCGUGGGCGUGGUGGGCCUGGGAGCGCCUCCCUACCCGAUAUCAUGCCGGGCUCAAGAAGUGCUUCGUGCUGCACCCGAACGCGACGCUGCGCGCGGGCCUGGCCGUCGCGUGCCCGGCGGACCUGUACGCGAAGGUGGAGAUGGUGCACCGGGUCGAGUUCCUCGACGACGCGGUCGCCGUUGAGGACUUGAGAGGGGUGCUGCCUGACAGGGUGUGGGAGCACGACCGGCUGCUCGAGGAGCACCCGCUCCUGGACUACGGGAUCGUCGAUACCGAGAAGAUCUACGCGCCGCGGGCGUCGCUCGAGAUCGAGCGCGAGGACUGA
Molecule: messenger RNA, 774 nt
Organism: Pedinophyceae sp. YPF-701
Lineage: Eukaryota; Viridiplantae; Chlorophyta; Pedinophyceae
Source: the annotation of a GenBank genome assembly